This is a messenger RNA of Fomitiporia mediterranea MF3/22, 1539 nucleotides long. Its product is annotated as diacylglycerol-acyltransferase. Gene Ontology annotation, molecular function: diacylglycerol O-acyltransferase activity. The transcript is spliced from 10 exons. Bases 595 to 1440 code for a protein of 281 amino acids. Lineage: Eukaryota; Fungi; Basidiomycota; Agaricomycetes; Hymenochaetales; Hymenochaetaceae. Gene Ontology annotation, biological process: triglyceride biosynthetic process. The record is from RefSeq and is a predicted model, not a curated record. Gene Ontology annotation, cellular component: endoplasmic reticulum membrane.
CCUCGACUGCAUGCACUGGCGCUCCUAAGGUGCUGCUCAUGUCCACCUCAGGCCUGUCUACGAUGGCAGAAACGGAGUAUACCCUCACCCAACGCCGAAAGGUGUCCGCGUCACUCUCCGUCUCCGUUUCUAACGAGCACCCCAAAAGCCAUAGUCAGAGUCCAGACGGACAUGGAACGCAAAGUCAAUGCUCAAGUCCAGGGCCGAGGUCGGGAGCUUCGAGUGCACUGUCGGCGUCUUUUUCAUCGUUUCAGAGCUUGACGGUGUCUGGCUCGGCGCAGUUGAAGGAACGCCUCUCACAACUUCGUCAGAGUGCGCAUGAACGCGCCGUUGGUGUGAUCCCCAAAGUCGAUUUCGUUCCUGCCGCUGUGCCGCGCGUGCGCCGCCUCCAAACACUCGCCGUCUCGUUCUGGGAAUUGCUCAUGCCCAUUAUGCUGAGUAUCUUUUUCUUUGCUUGGUAUGUGCCUUCAUUACUCUACCUUGUGGACACUUAAUACUGAGAGCUUCGUCCUUCGUUAUCUCGCUACUUGACUCGUCUCAUCGGUUGGGUGGCUCAGCGCUUUCCCGCCGUUUUGGCCUGUCGCUGCAUUUUAUAUGAUUUGGGUGUACUUCGUCGAUUCGAGCCCUGAAAACGGUGGACGCUCAAGUCAUUGGUUCCGGAGUAUGCGAUUUUGGACAUACUUUGCGGAGUAUUAUCCAGCUUCGAUGCUUAAAGAACACGAUUUGCCUGCCGAUAGACCAUACGUGUUCGGAUACCAUCCGCAUGGUAUAAUUGGAAUGGGCGCACUAGCGACGUUCGCAACCGAAAGCACAGGAUUCUCAAAAGCGUUUCCAGGAAUCCGACCGCAUUUACUGACGUUGGCGUCCAAUUUCCAUAUGCCUUUGUACAGGGAUAUCUUGCUUGCACUGGGUGUAUGCAGUGUCUCGCGGGCUUCGUGCGAGAAUAUUUUAAGAAAGGGGAACGGGAGCGCGAUUUGUAUCGUUGUGGGUGGUGCUGCGGAAAGCUUGAAUGCACAUCCUGGGACGGCGGACUUGACGCUCAGGCGACGGUUGGGAUUCAUUAAACUGGCGAUCAAGUAUGGUGCAGACCUGGUACCGGUGUUUUCCUUUGGGGAGAACGAUAUUUUUGAGCAGAUGCCUAAUGAGCGAGGAACAUUGCUGUAUACCCUGCAAAAGCGGUUCCAGGCAAUGUUCGGCUUUACGUUACCGCUGUUCCACGGACGAGGAAUGCUCAAUUACAACUUGGGACUAAUGCCAUACCGUCGGAGGAUUGUUUCCGUUAUUGGUCGACCAAUUAACGUGGAGAAAACUGAGAAGCCGACACUAGAGCAGAUUCAUGCUGUGCAAAAGCUCUACAUUGAAGAGCUCUACCGAAUAUGGGACGCAUACAAGGACGCGUUUGCUGCGCAUAGGAAACGCGAGCUGAGUAUUAUAGACUGACAUGGACCGCGGAGCGUGAUUGAACGCUUAUAUGUACUUGAUAAUUGCAGCUUUGUACUUGGUACUUUCUUAGAGAUAUCUUAUUUGCACUGGCGUUUU